AUGAUGGCUGCAGCAAAGAGUCCCCAGGCACACUCAUCCUCAAACAAGGACUUCACACAGGACCAGAAAUCAGCCCUUCUGGGCAAUAGCCAUGAAGCCUCCCACCAGCGCUUCAGGCAGUUUUGCUACCAAGAGGUAGCUGGCCCCCAGGAAGCUUUUAGCAGACUCUAGGAACUCUGUUGUCAGUGGUUGAGGCCUAAGACACAUUCGAAAGAACAAAUGCUGGAGCUGCUGGGUUUGGAACAAUUUCUGACCAUCUUGCCAGAGGACAAGACCUGGGUGAGGGAGCAGUCACCAGAAAAUGGUGAGGAAGCUGUGGCUCUGGUUGAGGGUGUACAAAGAGCUCCUAAACAGAUGAGAAAGGGAAGUUCUGAGAAGGACUUUAAAGUGCUCAUGGAGGAGAUGAUCCCUUGGCGAGCAGCCCCAGAAUCACUGAGAUCCCAGUGGACACAGGAGGUUCAGCCAGAGGAACAGACUUUGAAGGGAUCACAGAGCUUAUAUCAAAGCCCAGGGAAAGAGUCAGAAGCGACAAGUGUGUACUGGGGCUAUGAAGAGACCAAGGCAUUCCUGGCCACUCUCGGUAGUUCUCAGUUUUACAGAAAAUUCCAGACCCAUCAGCAGAAUAGCCAGAUCUACGGGGUGGCAGAAAGACUCCAGGAGCAGGGCUUCUCGUGGACCCCAGAGCAGUGUCACAAUAAGUUCAGAAGCCUACAGUUGAGUUACCACAAAGUAACACUAGGCUGUGUGCCUGAGCCUUGUAUCUUUUAUGAAGAAACAGAUGCUUAUUCAAGCUCCUAGGCCUCUGUAUCUCCUAUGGCAAGCAGUGCUGUCCCUGGCCUAGAGGGAAGUAUUGUUGAGGCUGGAGAGAUGCAUGAGCAGAGUGGGGAGCCCAAAGAGGUUGUAAAAGAUGGCAUUGUGGAUGGUACAAAUAGUGAUGAAAAAGACUACAGGAACCUUGGGUGAGAAGUCAGAAAAUUUGAACAGUCCUUCCAUUUUAUUUCUUUUUUCCUCCCAGGUUUUGAGAUCAAGAAUGGUAUUAAAAAAGAGAAUCUGAAAUGGGAUGAUGAUUCAGAGGAAGUAGAAAUGAAUAAAGUUUUACAUGGAAAGUCUAGUGGAGAAGAGUUCUCUCACUCUGAGCAAAAACAUUGGAAGAGUGAGCCAACAUCAAGAAGGCAAUAUAGAAAUUCUCCAGGGGAGAGUGAGGAGAAAUCCCCAUCCCAGGAUAAAAUGAGUCACCAGAGACUUUGUACUGGGGACAAAGCUUAUACGCAUUUCCUCUGUGGGAAUAACUGCUCUCAGAGUGUGCCCGUUCCCUGCAAGACAGCCCUUGAACUGGAAAAAUCUUCUCAGUUUCCUGAAUGUGGAAAAGCUUUUAGUUGAGGUUCUUAUUUUAUUCGGCAUCAGAGAAUCCAUACAGGCGAGAAGCCUCGCAAAUGCAGUGAAUGUGGGAAAGUCCUUAGUGAGUGUUCCAACCUUACUACCCACCUACGAACUCACACAGGGGAGAGGCCCUACCAGUGUGGGCAGUGUGGGAAAAGCUUCAACCAGAGGUCUAGCCUCAUUGUCCACCAGAGGACCCACAAGGGGAAAAAGCCUUAUCAGUGCAUUGUUUGUGGAAAGAGAUUCAACAACAGUUCCCAAUUCAGCACUCACCAGAGCAUCCACACUGGGGAGACCCUAUACAAGUGCAAAGAAUGUGGGAAAAGCUUCAGCAAUAGCUCCCACUUCAGUGCCCACACUGAGGAAAAGCCUUACAAGUGUACGCAAUGUGAGAAAAGCUUUAUUAAGAACUCUGCUCUCACCUGCCAUCAGGUAUUACACAUAAAAGAGAUAACUGUCAUCACAGAAAGUGAGAGGUGUGUUGUAAAUUUGUAG
Molecule: messenger RNA, 1875 nt
Organism: Otolemur garnettii (small-eared galago)
Lineage: Eukaryota; Metazoa; Chordata; Mammalia; Primates; Galagidae
Gene: ZSCAN32
Product: zinc finger and SCAN domain containing 32
Biological process (GO): regulation of transcription by RNA polymerase II
Molecular function (GO): DNA-binding transcription factor activity, RNA polymerase II-specific; RNA polymerase II cis-regulatory region sequence-specific DNA binding
Source: RefSeq, a predicted model, not a curated record